AUGAGAGAAGAGGUGUCCUGCACCAACUCCCCCGAAGGAGGUCUGGGGGCAAGUGAAGAGGAACUGGAACGAGGAUCGAAAAAGUCCAACCAAGCAGGAAAUCGAAAACGUUCCCCUUUCCCCAAGAAGGACAGCCUGGGUCAGGCGGAGGAGAGCAGCACCGGCAGCCCCACCAGCCUGCUGCCAACUGGUCCGAAGAAGGUGAAGAAAAGCCCUACGACAGUCGUGUCGUUGGCCCCCACGUCGCUGGGCCCCAGGCUGGACCAGCCGUUUGAGGACCUCCACUCUCAGCGUGUCAUCGCCAACGUGCGGGAGCGUCAACGCACUCAGUCCCUGAACGAUGCCUUCUCCUCUCUACGCAAAAUCAUCCCAACGCUUCCUUCAGACAAGCUGAGCAAGAUCCAGAUCCUGAAGCUGGCCUCGCGCUACAUCGACUUCCUCUACCAGGUGCUGCAGAGCGACGAGAUGGACGCCAAGCUGGCCAGCUGUAACUACCUAGCCCACGAAAGACUGAGCUACGCUUUCUCCGUCUGGAGGAUGGAGGGAGCCUGGGCAAUGUCCACCAGCCACUAG
Anoplopoma fimbria (sablefish) is the source of this 573-nucleotide messenger RNA. RefSeq names its product twist-related protein 2-like. Gene Ontology annotation, molecular function: RNA polymerase II transcription regulatory region sequence-specific DNA binding; protein dimerization activity; DNA-binding transcription factor activity, RNA polymerase II-specific. NCBI's taxonomy places the organism in Eukaryota, Metazoa, Chordata, Actinopteri, Perciformes, Anoplopomatidae. Gene Ontology annotation, biological process: developmental process; regulation of transcription by RNA polymerase II. The record is from RefSeq and is a predicted model, not a curated record. The coding region runs from base 1 to 573 and encodes 190 amino acids. The transcript has a single exon.